Molecule: messenger RNA, 8901 nt
Organism: Schistosoma rodhaini
Lineage: Eukaryota; Metazoa; Platyhelminthes; Trematoda; Strigeidida; Schistosomatidae
Source: the annotation of a GenBank genome assembly
UUUUAAUUUUCUUUCAAUAUUGAAAUAGAAAAAAAGUGAUGAAUAAUAAAAUGUGGAAAUUUUUUCUCUCAAAAUAAGUCAAUCAAAUAAAUAUAUAUCUCUAAAUAAUUAUUUAAUCCUUUAUUAUUAUUUACUUAUUUUAUUUUAUUAAUUAUUUUUUAGCUUUUUACAAAUUUAAUUUCUUUUUUUUAUCAUUUAAAGAAAAUAAGUUCAGAUUUCAAUUUUUUUCUUUUUUUCUUUUUCUCUUUUUUUUCUUUUCUUUUCAUUUUAUAUUAACCAAUUGAUAUAGAGUGAUUUGAUUGACUAAUUGAUUCAAUGGUUACGUAUUAUAUAACUAUACGAAAAAUAACACUAAACAUUUAUACACAAUCAUAAUAUGCAUACAUAUAGAAAAAGAUCAUUCAUUGGUUAGAAACAAUAAAUUAUGUUCUAUAUCAAGUGAUCUAUAAAAAUAGAUAUUAACUAUAAAAAUUUGAAAAACAAAAAGAAAAGAAAAUCAAAUGAUUAUUUUAUGAAUUAUUAAUUAAUAUCCGUAUCAUUAUUUUCUUUUUUUUAUUAUCUUCUUAUUGUUUCCAUGCCACAUGAAAAAAAUAUAUGUAUAUAAAUGAUUGUAAAAAAAUAUCAAAGGAAUUAUAUAAUUAAUUUUUAAACAAAAAAAAUUAUUCAUAUUGAAUCCAGAAUAAAACAAUGUUCAAUGUGUACAAUCUUAUGGAAAUUAAUUGGCUUAUGAAUGUCAUCUAAUUUGUUUCAAUACUUAUAAUUUUAUUUGACUACUUUUUUUUUAAGAAAUAAUAUAAUUUGGUUUAAUCAUACCAAAAAUUGAUAAUGGAUAAGGAAUUAAUUAAAAGUAAUUCACAAGUAAAUAAAAAUACAAAUAAUGAAAUGAAUAACAAUACUAUUACAACUAUUGCUACUAAUAGUGAGUCAUCAAAGUAUUCUGGAAGAAAUUUAGCUCUUGCUGAUGAAUGGAUUCAAGCAACUGAAGCAAGAUAUGAUUCCAUGGAAAAUUUAUUACAAUCAGUACGUCAUGAUAUAGAUGUGUUAACAGAACGUUUAAAUCAGACAACACCAACAUCACCUGAACUUAUAAGAUCAACAACAACGGUGAAGAUUGGUAAUAAACAAACUAAUAUCGAAGGAGAAAACUCAUCAUCGAGGUUGGAACAAAUAAAAUUAUCAUCUCCUCCACUUCAAAUAGAAACAAGUCAAUCUUCAUUAGUAUCUCAUGAAAAAGAUUUAUCAGAUAACUUAAAAUGUAUCCCUGAAAAAGAACUAUUAGGUUUAAUAGCUGACAAAGAUGAGUUUAUGGAUAUACGGAUCCGUCCAAUAAAAAAUCGAUUUCCCAAUACUAAUGCAGAUGAAUUGUUUGAUUGUAAUAAUAUUCGUCAAUUUAAUGAUAAUCGUAAUGACAUGAUUCACCACAAUAACGCUACUAACACUACUGAUAAUAAUGAGCGUAGUAUUGAAGAAGAUAAAUAUUUGACAAAAACAUGGAGAUCACCAUCUGAUUUUAAUCUACAUGAUCCAUUCUAUGGUAAUUCAUACGGUUUCACCGAUGAACCUUAUGAUAAUGAUAAUAUUAACGAUGCUUAUCAGCUUAGAACCAUGCAUUAUGUUAAAAUUAGACAAAUGGACAGUAGCCAUAAAAUAAAUGAUGACAUUAAUAAUGACGACGAUGAUGAUGAUGAAGUUAUUGAAUAUAAUUUCCCUUCACAUGAUCAUCAUUCCAUGAUAGAAACUGAUUUAGACGAUUAUCAACCAGACAAGCAAGAGAAUAGUACUACUGAAUCGGAGAACAGUUUAUCACCUGCUAUAUCACCAACAUUCGGUAAUUUAGCCUCAGACGAAAUCAAAUUACAAAAUAUGAUUAUAUCAAAUAAUGACACAAUUAUAUUAUCAAUCGGUAAUAAAUAUUUGACUGAAAAUAACAAUGAUGUGAAUAGUAGAAAUCUAAACAGUGAAGAUUUUAAAGUCUAUGAUAAUGGACAUUCAUUAACUACAAUUGAUGAAGCAUCAGAAGAGAAUGAUGAUGAUGACUGGUCGUCAUAUGAACAUGAGAUUUCUACGAAUAAUGGUAACAAUAAUAUUGGUAAUAACACUACUGAAAAAUCCAUGGAAGAAGAUAUUAAGAUUUUGAAACCGUUUGAACAUUACAAAGAUGAUCAAAUACCAAUAAAUCAAUCAGUAAGUCAGGAAUUUAAACUAUCUUGUAUCGAUAAUAAUAACUCUGACAAACAGGAGCAUAUUAUACGACAAAAUGAAAAUGUUGACGAGUCUGCUUUAGAACAUCAACAGCAACAAGUUGAGAUGAUAAAAGAUAAUAUUGAUAACAAUACUAGCAAAACCAAUUCAUUUGUAUAUAAUGAAAAAUGCAUAAUCACAAGUGAAUACAGUCAACAAUCACCUAAUAUUGUUCUAUUACGACCUAAAAAAAUAGAUAAUUCAUGUAUAACUACAAAAAAUCUUAAAUCACGACCAGUUUCAGCUGAAAUUCGAAAUAACAAUAUCAACAAUAACAAUAAAAAAUUAGAAAAAUCACAUUCUGGUUCUUUAAGUUCUAUGCUAUCAACAAUAAGUCAAGAAGGUGUUAUUAGUGAAGCUGAUUCCUAUGUGACUGUAUGUAGUCAUCUAAUUGGUACAGGCAGUGAGGAAGCUUAUACAACAGCACAAAGUGAUUCAGAUGCAUUCAAUGAACAAACAUUAUAUACAAAUUCUCACACAGAUGAGGAAAAUGAUUACCAAACAUUAUCAUGUAAAAAAGUUAAAACAUUGUCUUGUCGUAGUCAAAAACGUAAAUGUACUACCGAUCCAGAUCUGAAUAGUCAGUCAGCAUCGGAUUUAGAAAAUGAUAAUGAAACCAUUUUAGAUUCAACAUUAACCACGUCGACACCAGUAACAGUUACACCGAAAUUUACCAAAUUACCAUCAAAAUUAAUUGCAUCCUCUGAAAAUGCUAUCGAACUAAAACAAAAUGAUAUUGAACCAUUUGAUGAAAAAACAUAUGUUAUGGAUACUAAUUAUAAUGCCAAUCUAUGUGAUAUGCAUAAAUAUGAAGAAUUAUCAAUAAAUGUUAAAGAUGAAUCGAAUGAGUCGGAAGUCAAUGAUAACAAAAAGAUUUCUACAGCUUCAUACAAACGUGUUACAUUGAAACGACCAAAUCGUUCCAAUAAUAACUUAACAGAUAUAUUCUCUGACAAGUCGCAUUAUUCAGAUUCCGAUAAUGAAUCCAGUGAUUCCAUAUCAAAUUCAUCAUCUCCUUCGUCAUUCACCUCAUCGUCAUCAUCUGAUGAUCUGAAUGAAGCCCAUUAUGAUACAUCACAACCAGAAUCAUGGAUUGGUACGAAUUUUAAACAGUUAAAUGGUGUCAUUCUACCAGAUAUGAUGCAUCGACCAAAUUAUCAUACGACAACACAUGAAUCUAAAAAGAAACGUUUAUCAAAAAUUAUUGAAACUAGUCAAAGUUCACUAAAUGAUGAUGAUAAUAAUAAUAAUGGGGAUCAACAAGCUAUUUCUUCUAGUUCUGUUGAUGAACAUUAUAAAUUAACUCCAUCAUUAUCAUCAUUACAAAGAGACGAAGUUUCAUUUAUUUUACCAAAUGUUUCUAGUAUAAAUACACCGACAUUGUCAAACAACAUAUUUAAUUCUGAUACGUUUAAACCAGAAGUGAUCAAUAGGAACACAAGGGCGUUGACUCAAUCUAAUAAUUCAUUGGUUGAAAAUUAUGGACCAGUCACACCCGUUGUACAAUAUACCGAUGAUAAUGAUAAAAAUAUUCUCGUUGGUAAUCAACAAAACCAACAGUUUUCAAUCAAUCAGUACAGAAAAAAAGAAAAUGCAAAUUUAAAGUCAGAAUUAAAUACAAUUAAUUUACAAUCUAAAAACAACAAUAAUGAAUAUGAAAAAUUAAAUCAUUCAGAUAAGCAUGUAUAUAGUAAAAAGAAAGAUCAUUUAGUUGAAAAUACUAAAAUAAUUAAACCACUGGAAAUUAUUACAACUUGUAAAGAAGACAAAUCAAGUCGAAAAGAAGUUGUUGAAAAUCACUCUGAAAUAAUGUAUGAUAAUAAUAUGAGACUACCUCAAACAUCAUCAUCAUCAUCAAUGUCAUCAACAUAUGUCAGAAAGGAACAUUUCUUUCCCAAGCACUUAAACACUAAUGACCGUCAAAUAUCAAAUGAAGAGAAACGUGCAUACAAACAAAAUGAACAUAUUCCAAUCAUUCAAAGUUCCAAUUCACCUCAAAUUUAUGCAUCAAAUUUAUAUGAAAAUAACUUAACCAAUUCAAAAUAUACAGAUGAAAUAAUACAACCAAACUUUCACACAUCAUAUUCAAAUGAACAUCAUGAUCGUAUCAUUUAUGAACAAAAUCAUGAUAAUCAAUCUUACAGAUCAACAAAUGGUUUAAUAAAUAUUAAAGAUGAAACAAAAAUAAGUAAACCAUAUGAAUAUCAUACAGAAAAUUUUUAUGAUAAUGAAUUAGAUGAUUAUAAUCGAAUAAAUAAAACAUCAAGUUAUGUUAAAAAUCAAUCAGUAAUAGGAUCAACGUCAUCAACAAUUCUUGCUAAAUCCCCAUAUAUUAUAGAAGAUCGAUCAAGGUAUACAGAUAACAAUAAUAAUAUACCAUCAUUACAAGAGAAUAAAACAUUAACUAAUGUAGUCUCAUUUGAGACAGUUAAACAACCUACGUCACUCCAUUAUUAUGAACCAAUAAAAGCUGAACAAGAUGAUAUUCAACUAGCGUCACAAAGAAAAAGUCGUAUUCUACAAGGCGAUUGUGGUGAUUUAGAUAAUCAAGUUCAUAGUUCUAUUAAAUACAAACCAGGACCAAUUUUAUCCGAAAAAGAGUUCAUAGAUAAUCAAAUAAUUACCAAUUCAGGUGUAUCUGAAAGCUGUCGACAAAAUACUCCAGAAGUAAGAGAAAUAAAUGAAGACAGAAAUUAUAAACCAAUCCAAAACUAUGCAUCAUAUAGGUCUGUAACAAUAAAAGAUGAAACUCAUAAACCUGUGAUUAAAUCAAACGAAUUAAUUAAUGAUCUUAAUGAAAAAAAUAAACAUUUACCUUUAACUUCAAAUUAUAAUGCAGGUUUGUAUAUAAAGAGUGAAGAGUUACGGAAAGUGAAUGAACCUAAAGAAUCAGUUGAGUUAUCUAAUACUCCGAUUUUAAAGGGGGACCUAAACCAUAGACACAGACAAAUGAGUCCGAGCCCCCCAAGACACCAUCAUAUUCUAUCUCCUAGUACAGUUACAUCUAAACCACCAACUCACUACCAUCCACGUACAAAAUGGCACCUAAAACCAAUACCCACUGAUGAUGAGAUUCGUGAAAGAUUGAGGAGCUCUAGCCGCAAACGACAAGAGGAACGUCAAUCACGUUCUGUACAAAACCCUCAGCCUUCACCUUAUCGUCCACGUAGUUCAAGAUCAGAUUCACGUUAUCGAUUUACAGAUUUAGAUUCAGCUAUAGCUGAGUCAAGAGCUGACACAAUUGAAGCCACGAAUCAAUUAAAUACAGAUAGUGAAUCGCAUUCGGAAGCAAGACAGUCUGCUUCACUGUUUGAUUUAGAUGCUCAAAUUCAAAAAGCCAGAACACCAACCACACCAUCCUAUCAAUAUUCUUCUGGUGUAUAUAAUAUUCAAAAUGAACCAAAUAAAUUAUUAACGAAGAAAUUUUUUGGUGACACCAAAUCGUAUAGUUCUUUAUUAGAGACUGAUAUUGACACUGGUGAAAAUUUCAAACGACCGGUUAUUUUAGAAACUGACUUAGAUAAAUUAAAUACUCAAGUCAAUGAUGGAUCAUUUGAUGCCGCAAUAAUUGAUACAUAUCAAGAUAGAACUCGUAGUUUAUACAAUCUCACAUUCACACGUACUCCUGGGGCAUUCCGUCGUCAAAAAUCUAAUGAAUUCGGUGGAAACACAGUAGAAACUGGUGAAAUUGAACUACUUCAAUCACCAACUGAUCAAUGGCAAAAAGCUAAAAGUUAUCAAGGUCUCGUUAACAGUGAAGAAUCUGAUCUACAAAAAGUACCACCUCAAUAUGAGGUUGCAAGAUACAAAAAGAAAACAACAACCGGUGGCGCACAAGGUUUGAUUGAUCGAUUAAAAGAGAAAGCGCGUUCAACACAUGAAUUAAGAAUAGCUCAAUCAUUAACAAAACUACAUAUCCCUGAAUGGUUAGAUAAAGCGAAUUGUUUACAAACCACAUCUGAUCUAAUAACCACUAAUACAGUGAAAGAAUAUAAUAUAAACGAGAAAAGAACACAAUUCGAACAUGCAACUCAAAAGCAUUUUCCCAGUCCAUCGUAUACACCACGUACAAAUAAAGCACUAAUUUCAUCGCUUCGAUCUUUAUCUAGUAUUUGUAAACCUAGUGAUAAUUCACUUACGAAUAUAUCGAAUUUAUCACAAAAAACAAUUGAAACAGUAGCUGAACCAAUAUGGCCAAAAUCAGAUAUUUUAAAUCCACCAAAUUUUGUUAGACCUAGUCAAUUAAUUAAACAAAAAUCUGGACAAACCAAUAAUUAUUUACGUCCUAUUCAAUCAAAACUAAAUAAUUCAAUGCGUUCAUUAAGUGCACAACGAUAUAAAUCAAUUGAAUCACAAGAUAUACGACCACAAGUUGCUCCAAGACAUAAUUAUACUAAAGGACAAGGUAAAUUAAUUGAAUUAAAUCCACAAGAUUUUAUACCAAAAUAUGAACAAAGAUGGUGUAAAGAGAAACUAAAUAGAUUUAAUCGUGCAACUACAGAACCACCAGAUAAAUAUGAUGCUAAUAAAUCAGUAUUAUAUUUAGAUAAUAAUUCAAAAUUGGAUAUAAAUCAAUCUAAUUCAGUCAAGAAAAUUAAUUUGAUUUCAUCACCAAAUAUUAUAACUCAUAAAUUUAAUACUGAUUCAAAACCUACAAUAUCAUUAUCUAAUAUAAAAGAUGUUGAUCAUGAUUCAGGAACAGAAAAUUCAAAUGAGCAUCAAAUGAUUUCUUCUGAAGAAGAUCAAAAACAAUCUGAUAGAAAAUAUGAAAAUGUUACUACAACUAAUGUCUUAGUAAAACCAAAAGAAUAUUUAAAUCAAAGUAAUCUUGAAUCUAAGCAAUUUAUUCAAAAGAAUGCUAGUAGUAUUGAAAAUUGUCUUAGUUUAGAUGAUUCAGAAAGUAAAGAGUCUUCACAAAUGAUAAAUCCGCCAGAUAAAAUCUCAUAUAAUGAACUAUAUUCAGCAGAUGCAGAUGGUGAAACUGAGUCUGAGGUUACAGAUGGAUUUGAUCAAUUAUCUGAUUUAACUUGUUUAACUUCAUUGCUUGAUACAUGUUCAUCAAGACAUCGUAGUCUUCUUGCAAAUAGACCAUCAGCCCUUGAACAUUUAUUGAUAAGUGUUGGUUGGUGGCCUGUUUAUCCGGAGGCUGAACAUCGUUAUCUUCCUCCUACUGCUGCUGAAGCUAUUUCUAUAGCGGCUCAUGAGUUUGACAUAAAAGAAGAUUCUCAUCGUUAUGAAUACUUACAACUUAUUGCUGGACCAGACAGUCAUAAACCAUUAAAUUUAGGAGAAUUCGGAUUAAAUCAAUUGUCUGGUGCGAUGAUACGUCAUCCAAUUGAUGGUUUACUAUACAUAAGUUGUGGUAAAUCUACAUGCUCAACCAAACCUCUACCAGUGUCUCAAGCCAAUAAAUGGUGUGCAUGCGCCAAUUGUUUUACGUUAUAUUGUUCAAAUAAAUGUCGAGAAGAGUGUGAAAGUAAUCCAAGUGAUCACCCUUCAAACUGUUCAUUUUCUAGAGCUAAACGUGUUUGUUGUCGUUUGUUGCGAAAUCUUGCUCCAGGUCAAAUUACAGGCCUUACAGCUCUUGCUAAAACUGGUAUGGCUCGUCUUGGAAGAGGUGGUAUACUCUUAUCAUUUUCAUUAAUUAAACAUGCCGAAACAUUUUUACAACGAUCAUUAGAACAUUCAUUUGUAAAUGAAGAAUUAGACGAUACUUCUAUAGAAAAAGCGCUUCGUCAAUGGGAAAGACUUCACCAACCGAGUCCAGGAGGUUUAAUGGCUCCUCCUACAUACCUUACACUUAAUGAGCUGGAAGAAUUAGAUUCAAGUGUUGCUAAUCCAUGUAAAUCAUACAAUCCUUCUUCAAGUAUGGUUUUAAUUGUAGUUGUAUGCGCAUAUGAGCUAAUUGCUCGAAAAGAUGGUCGUCCAGUGCAUUUAUUUAAGCAAAGUUUAAUACUACCGUUUCCUUCUCAUUCAAAUUUAAGGAAUAAAAAUGAAGUUGCCGCCUCGCAAAAUACACAACCUACUGAAAAGCCUGAAGUAUCACAUAUGAAAGUUGCCACAAUGAAAAUAGAUAAACAAGCAAUAGUUGCUAGAGAAGCUUAUAUGCUUCGUUUACAACGUAUGCUUCGUGAACGAGGUGUUAGUUUAAGACAUCAUUAUCCAGAAAUUUAUACAAGAAUUGCAAAUUUUGUUGAAACUGGCAUACCAUUUAGUUCAAUACGAAUUACAUUUGAUGAUUUUCUUUUACAACAACAAGUUAAUUGUAUAAUACAACCAAUGAAAGAUUUGUAUAUAGAACCAGUUAAUAAUAGUAAUAAUAAUACUAAUCAUAGUAAUCAAUAUUUAAAAGAAACAGAAACGAAUAAAUCUUCAACGAAUAUCCAAUCAAAAUAUGUAAAAAAUUAUAAAUCUCAUGAAAUGGCUUCAUUGAAUCGAAAAAAAUUAACUGAAACUAAUUUCUAAUAUUCUUCUUCUUCGGCUUCUUUCUUUUCUACAACUAAAUAAUGUUCAUUCGUUUGUUUCUAUUAUUUUUGUUUGGAUGAACAAUAUACAAUGUUCAUUUAUGAGUUUCUAUAUUCAACGACUUUAUUAUUAGUUUCUACUAUGAUAAUUGAUUCUUAUUUAAGCCUUAUAUCUAGAUCGGUCCAAAGGAUUUCC